AUGGUUUCCACUCGUCGUACCAAGAACGUUUCGAAGCCUGAGCCUGAGCCAGCUCCAAUGCCAGCUCUCCCGACGCCAGUCACGUCCAAGACCAGCAAGAAGCGUGGCAGCGUGGCAGUUCAGCAGCCGGACGCCGAUGAGACUCCGGCUAAGAAGGCCAAGAAGAAGGCCGAGCUGACUGUCGGUGAUGUUGAGGCAGGUGGUUCAGCCAUCGUGCCCGGUGAAGUUGAAGAGGAAGUGGGUGAGGGUGAUGAAGAAGAAGAGGAAGGGGAUGAUCAUGUGUACGAUCCAGAGGCGGAGGCUCUUGGUCGUCUAGUUGAGAACGACGACGAUGAUGACGACGAUGAGUACGGGGAAGAUGAGCCUGCGGUCCAAGAGUAUAUCGGCAAGGGCAAGGGCAAGGCUGUGCCUGUGACCAAGAAGGCAGGCCAGAGACGCAAGGGCAUUCGGCUACCCAAGUUCGAUGUGGCCGCCUUUCAAGCCAUCGACAUUGGGAAGGUGGGUCCACUACCACAGAGGACUCAGAGCCAACAGAAGAGAGCCUUGGCGGAAUACGAGGGUCGGAUGAAGAAGUUCAUACAUUUUCGCCACAAGCUUGCCAAUUCUGAGGAGCACUGGACGGAAGACUUCCCGUUCACACGGUCCGCGAAGUUGUGGUGGAAACACCAUUCUGAAGACGAGGCAUGGCAGUGUAUAUCGAGUGCCACCACUCGUGAUCGACAGCUGGUGUUGGGCGGCAUGUUUCUCGGCAUUUAUGAUUUCUCAGACUUGCCGGCUCCAACACCAGAGGAGCUCAGCCACUGGGUCGUGUAUGGUGACCUGGUCAACGAUGCUGAGAUGUAUGGUGGUAGCGGUACAGCUGCUCCAAACAACGGGGCCGCUUUUAACAGGCUGAGCCACUACGAGAAGGCAAAGAGGCGAGCCAAUGCAGGCGAGGACGUCUCAAAAGAUACCGAGCAGAGCGCCCAUUUGCGCAGUGCCCUUCGCCCAGGGAUCGAGAUGAAGCUGCGAGUGACUUCAGUGUUCGAUCCGCUGAAAACAAGAGUGGCGGAUGUCUUGAUCUCGGAAGGCCUGACAGUCGACUACCUGGGGUCACAAGAUCAAUCGAGUGGGAAACUCUCCAAGUGGAACAAUCGCGCUUCAAUCCAGGCGGCCAAGGAUGUGGUUCCAAAGCCGAAGUGGAAAGGCUUGAACAGAGUCAGUCCCUUCAUGCAGGGUAUCAAGGGGGAUGCCCUCAAACCGCGGAUCCUUGAAGCUCAGAACUUCCACUGUGAGCUGUGCGAGCAUCGUGGAAUGGAGAAAUACAACUUGUGGAGACCACCCCAGCCACGUCUCGGUUGCAAGCAGGCGUACAUUUGCAACAACUGCUGGGAAUACGCCUCCAAACAUCCAGAGAUGGACACUGAUGGGGUGAAGAGACGUGUGUUGGCUUAUCGCUCAGCGGUGGACGAAGAUCCCCGCCAUAUCAAAUGGCUUAUGGAUGAAGGAAUGACUCAGGAAGAGUACGAGCAGUCCUUGCGCGACCAAGACUGCAAGUGUCCAGGUUGCGACAAGAAGGGACCCAGCCCAGAUGUUGCAGGCUGGCGCGAUGCAUGGCUUCGCAAUAUACGUCAUGGAGACGUGUUCGCCGAGUCCUGGCUUUGUACGGGAUGCAGCGCGGCGUUUAACUUAUAUGCCAGGCAAGGCUUGCCGAAGGAAGAAUGGCUCGCGAGAAGGAGACACUUCCUCGGCGAGGGUCUCGAUCAACCACUCCCGAACGACGCAAAUGGGGAGCCGAUCUCCGGGAACGCGAGAGUAGCAUUCAUCAGGACCAAGGAAAAACGGGCACAACAGUUCGAGGAUCUGCAAGCCCAACAUAUGGGGUGUUCGGUGUGCCAAAUCGACUUCUGGAAGGAGGUGAAGGGUCCGAUCGACUUAUUUGGAUUGGCCCAAGGCACACAGCCGGGGCAGCUGCCGAGCGAUUGGCCAGAGUGUGGUGUCGUUGGUCGAAUCGUCUGCUCCAAGUGCGAGAGAUGGUGGAGCGACAGAAUUCAGGGCCGAAAGAGGACGAAGCCAAAGCCAUCGCUGGAAAUGGCCAAGGAGAUUCUCGCCGUUAGGCGAGCCAAGCUCAACCCUGCCGAGUCUGUCGGGGCGGCACAAGCAUGAAGUCGAUCUUGCAUUGACGAUGCUGAGGAUGAUUCGCAGGUACCAGAUUGUUGGGAAGCCUCUGUGGUUAUUUUGAUACCAGAGGUCACUGAGGGUGGACCUGUUUUGGUCCUGACAGCCCAAGGAAGUGACACUCACGAGCGGACCUGUUUCGGUCCUGACAGCUCGGUCUUUGCCAUUGGCAAGCAAGAUAUCAUCGAGGGCGGACCUGUCUUGGUCCUGACAGCCUGAGGACGUGAUUAUCGAGGGCGGACCUGUUUCGGUCCUGAGAGCCCUGAAAUCAUUUGCCGUGACGCUGGCGGAAAAGCACAACGCUAACG
This is a messenger RNA of Cercospora beticola, 2465 nucleotides long. RefSeq lists its product as uncharacterized. The record is from RefSeq and is a predicted model, not a curated record. Lineage: Eukaryota; Fungi; Ascomycota; Dothideomycetes; Mycosphaerellales; Mycosphaerellaceae.